UUCUGGCAUCGUGAUUCCCAUGUGUUCCGUGAAUCCCACGUUUUGGUCCCCGUUUGGUUCCGCGAUGCGUCAUCCCCUGUUUUGAUCCCAAUCCAUGUUCAUAACAGUACGCCCGCAUCGCAUAUCGUUCCACGCAUCGUUCUCUUCCUCUCUCGUCGUUGUUGCCAUCACACUCCCACACCAUGGCAGCCGCCGCCACGACCUACUACACCACCGAUCCCCCCCAACAGCCAGGCGACCCCUUUCCGGACUACAUCUACAACUUCCCUACUUAUCAGUGGUCCGGCAUCGUCUUCCUCGGACCUCAAGAUAUUGCCACUUCCUCCUACAAGGACUGCUUCAAGCUCCACUGGGUCGCGCGCGAGCUGAGUCGAAAGUGGACCACAAUCAUCGACUCGCGCGACACCACAGCCCUUGCCCAGCUGUCCCUCGGCGAUUUCGCACUGGCUGUCUUCGACAAAGUUGCAGAGAUGAUCGUCUACACCCGCCGGCGCUAUGAGCGCCGGGGCUACGCACUCAAGGACGCGGACACGUGGAUGGGGAUGAUGCCGUUGUACAUCGAGUACGCGGCGCAGAUUGCCAUGGUUGUCCUGCGGCGUCGGUUUGACGAGAAGGACCUUGCGCGGUUCAACAAGCUCGACGAGAUCACGCCGUUCAUACUCGGCGGUGUCGGCUGCAUGUGGGAAAAGUUUGUUGAUAGUAUGGGGUCGCCGCCCAGCCAGCAAGGGUACGGCCAGUGGGCUGACUGGGUCGAUCCCCACAUCCCCGCCCUCGACUCUCUUCCCCCGCGUCCGUUCACGAAGGUCAACCACGACCCAGCCGCCGAGCCCGUGAUCGUGUGGCUGAACCACAACUCUGAGCGCGUUCCCACCCCCGAUCCUCUCCCCGCGAGCUUUGUCAAUGCCAUCGCCCAAGCGAAAGCCAACAAGGAAGCCAAGGGAGCCAAGGCGAAAGCCAACGUGAAAGCCAACGAGAAAGCCAACGCCAGCGCUCAACCCGACCUACCCGAGCACGCCACUUCCAGGCGCCAUGCACCCUCGCCACCGCCGUCCAUCCAGUCGUCCUCGCCGACCUCGUCCGAUCCUCCGUCCGGGUCGUCGUCCAUUCCGUCCUCGUCCGACGCGUCCGCGUCGCCUCCCUCAUCCAACCCCGCUCCGUCCUCCCCCUCGUCCAACCCCGCUCCGUCGUCUCCCUCGCCCCACUCGUCGCACACCCGGUCGCCGCAUCGCAUCUCGUCCCCACGCCAUCUGUUUCCGGCCCCCCCGUCUACGCCGAGUAUCCUGUGAGCCAGGGCGUCGUCCCACCCGUCAUCGUCCCCAUCGGCGCUCGUAUGCAGCACUUCUUUCCCGCCACCCAUCACGUCGUCUCCGCCUCGUCCUGUGAAUGGCCGAGCACUUCAUCGCACCCGUCAUCGUCCCCUUCGUCCUGUCUAUCCUCGUACCCCGUAUCACAGUCGUCCUCUCGUCGCAUAAUAGACUCGCCACACCCCACAGUUGUAAAUUCACAUCCCAUGUGUGUAUGUAUCAUUUGAUUUGGCCUGUCAUAGGCUAGGCGAGCCCCCCGCACCCAAUCCUGCGAUGCGAGCGUGUUUACAGAGG
Molecule: messenger RNA, 1598 nt
Organism: Cutaneotrichosporon oleaginosum
Lineage: Eukaryota; Fungi; Basidiomycota; Tremellomycetes; Trichosporonales; Trichosporonaceae
Source: RefSeq, a predicted model, not a curated record